Messenger RNA from Micropterus salmoides (largemouth bass), 4035 nucleotides. It is a transcript of the gene otx2b, whose product is annotated as orthodenticle homeobox 2b. The record is from RefSeq and is a predicted model, not a curated record. NCBI's taxonomy places the organism in Eukaryota, Metazoa, Chordata, Actinopteri, Centrarchiformes, Centrarchidae. Gene Ontology annotation, cellular component: nucleus. Gene Ontology annotation, biological process: regulation of transcription by RNA polymerase II; multicellular organism development. Bases 452 to 1324 code for a protein of 290 amino acids. Gene Ontology annotation, molecular function: RNA polymerase II cis-regulatory region sequence-specific DNA binding; DNA-binding transcription factor activity, RNA polymerase II-specific. The transcript has 4 exons.
GACAGACCUCAGCUCAGUCCUGCGGCUCUCAUUGGCUGGCAGUUUGUACAAAAUCCAACUCAAACCACUUCACUCACAACACACCAACAAAUCCUAAAGGCGUACAUGCAGCCUCCUCCAUCACUCCUCAGCCUUCGCACCGAUUCAAAACCCGAAGCAGCCGCUCCAUCUUUAACUUUUAUUCCCACAGUUGUUCUGUCUCUGAAGACGGCUGCUCCUGCUUUCGGUGGGUUGCGGUUUUUUUUUUAUCCGCCAGGACGUCCUUAAUCUGCACUGAGUUUUAUUAUUUCUCCUGGAGGAAACCGAGCAGACAAAGAACUUUACAGUCGUCGAUAGCAGGGUGCCCUGUGUAACACGGACCACACGGCGAACAGAGGACACCAAGUACACCUCGAGAGCUCCAUCCAUUUUCAAAAUUUUUUCCAACUUCAGCCCUCAGACAAACAUUAGCAUGAUGUCGUAUCUAAAGCAACCACCUUACACAGUCAAUGGCCUCAGCUUAACUACUUCCGGAAUGGAUCUUUUGCAUCCAUCAGUGGGCUAUCCAGCAACGCCACGGAAGCAGAGGCGAGAGAGGACUACUUUUACGCGCGCACAGCUCGACGUUUUGGAGGCGUUGUUCGCCAAAACUCGGUACCCGGACAUAUUCAUGCGCGAAGAGGUGGCACUGAAAAUCAAUCUACCUGAGUCCCGAGUACAAGUUUGGUUUAAGAACCGGCGGGCAAAGUGUCGCCAGCAGCAGCAGCAGCAGCAGAACGGGGGCCAGAACAAAGUGCGACCAGCCAAAAAGAAAAGUUCCCCAACCAGAGAAGUGAGCUCAGAGAGCGGGGCCAGCGGUCAGUUCACGCCCCCAACCAGUACCACCACAGUUCCCGCCAUCUCAACCAGCACCGCCCCGGUGUCCAUUUGGAGCCCGGCGUCCAUCUCUCCGCUCUCAGACCCCCUGUCUACCUCCUCCUCCUGCAUGCAGAGGUCCUAUCCCAUGACCUACACCCAGGCCUCGAGCUACAGCCAGGGCUACGCCGGCUCGACGUCCUACUUCGGCGGCAUGGACUGCGGCUCUUACCUCACUCCCAUGCACCACCAGUUGUCAGGGCCUGGUUCAACUCUCAGUCCGAUGAGCACAAACGCGGUCACAAGCCAUCUGAACCAGUCCCCGGCGUCCCUCUCCACCCAGGGCUACGGGACGUCCGGCCUGGGCUUCAACUCCACUGCAGACUGCUUGGAUUAUAAGGACCAAGCGGCGUCGUGGAAGCUGAACUUCAAUGCCGAUUGCUUGGAUUAUAAGGAUCAAACAUCCUCGUGGAAAUUCCAGGUCCUGUGAACAGAGCAAUCAGCUGUCAAAAAAGUGCACAAACAGUGACGAUCACAUCAGACACAGCGCUGCCAUCCCUCAACAAAACACAUCGGACUGGUUCAAAUGUCAGCCGGGCUCGGCGAGGCAGGGCUCUCAGGGGCCUCGAGGUUUUGGCAUGAUGGUCUUUGGUCCUCCAAGAGGAGAGGUUUAAUUUAUUUUACCACUGGCAACGAGAUUCUUUCCCCCUGUUCAUUCACAGGUUGUAGCCCCUUAUCCAUGUCUGUCAGUGUGUGCCUCUAUGCGUAAAAAACACCUGUUGAGGACAACACAGAUAAACGCCACAGCCACGGAACUAAUGUUUAUCCAAGAACAAAACUCUUGUUAAUUCUGCUGGUGAAGUGUUCGGGGUGGACAGACCUCCUUUAAGCUUCUUACACAACUUUGCCAACCUGCUGGCAGAGAGACACGAGGACGGUGUGUGGACAUGGAUGCACUACUUUAUUUAAGAAAAAAAAGUGUUUAUAAGGAAUCAAUAUGUAGUUUCUAAGAGACAAUCAGUGUGUGUCUUAUAUAAAUGGUACAUAUGUGUUUUUUUUUUAUCUGUGCUAGCCUUCGAAACUGUGAUCUGUUGUAUUGUAUGCAAUUUGUGAGCCCCCCUCGCAUCAGACUCUGCUGUGAUUUUAAUAGAUUUCUAACUUUUUUUGAACAACGAAAGAUGCUAAUGGUUAAACGACCGGCAUCACAAAGAGAGACGAGACUUUCCUAAGCACAUGGUAGUAAUAAAAUCAAGGGUUAGCCACACUGGAAAUGACUCUCGGCUGCUGAGAGCUCCACACUUGCUCCCCCUCCACUGAUCUCAAUACACGGUGAUUGUGGAUCCUUUACUGGCUCCAAAGAUGGUGUGACCUCACCGCUGAAAAGACAUGAAUAAAGGUCCUGUGAGCUUACUCUUUCAUCAAGGGACGAUCUGUGUGUGUGUGUGUGUGUGUGUGUGUGCGCGCGCGCGUGGAGAGAGUGGGAAAUGGAGAAUGAACAGUGUCAGUGCUGUGUGCAAAACUAAUCGUGGGUAUUUUUUUCAGAUGGUUUAUUUGAGUUACAUGAAUAUUCUUAAUCACUUCCACCAAAAAUUUGACAUUUUGCCAAAUGAAAUAACAAUACUAGCCUAAAAACGAAUAAAACGUAUAAUAAUGACUUUAAUUUUUAUUUUAGACAGGCCUCACUUUAAAAAUACUAUUUAAAUAUAUAUUUGGGGGGAAAUAAAAAAAAAAGAUCCAUGCAUUUAAUGAAAACAAGGUGGCAUAUUUUCACAUAGGCUAGUGGAGGCAGUUUUGCAGGUGGUAAUUGGGCCAAUAAUUGCCGUUUCACUGGCGACCAAACUCAGUUUCUUCAUGCAUAGUUACUCCAACUUAUGUGACAUAACACACCAUGGAUUUAAAUGACCUUGCUCAUACCUUCCGUUUUGUAAUUCUUAUUUUUAAACCCACCCGAUGCUCACUGUAAUGUGGGAGGAUACAUCCAAAAAUUCUGUUCAAGCUCUGUUAACGAAAAAUUGCCGAAUUUGACAAAUGUUGUCAUAAAAAAUUAAUAUGGGGUUAUAAUUUAUUCUAGCUCUGCUCAGGUUUGUUCCUUUCUUAGUUUCCGGCAGUUCAGUUCGGAUAGUCUCAACAAAGAGAGUGUGCGGCUUGAGAAAGCAGUGUUUAAUCCCGGCCUCCAAGAGAUGUUAAUCCCAAUAUUCUACCGGCGGGGGUUUCUCUGGGACUCAUGGGCAGCAGUGGUCCAAUUCAAAGCCCACCGCAUGGGUUUACAUGCCUGAUCCCCAAAUGUGCGCUCUAAUACGAAGGCUAAUAUUUCAUGUAACAAGACAAAACGUAAACGCAUGUUGAUGUUCAAUUCAUCUAUGGAGAAACUGAAUUGCAUGUUAUGUAUGAACACUUCAGCAAAGCUUUAACUUCAUAGGGAUAUUUAAACAGAAAAAAGGACUAAAAUCACUGCUGAGUAUAAUUUUGUUGAUGCUUUUUAGUAGCUGGCAUAGGUGAUGAUUUAGGCUGUGUUAAUACCCUGCUGUGUCGUGAAUAAAAAUAAGUAAUCCAAGGUAUAAACCUGCAGAAACCCGGCACUAAAACCUAAAAAGUUACUGCUUAAAGCAACAUUGUGUGUUGUAUUUUUUAACCUCAAGAAAAAUCACCAUAAUAUGGGCUAUCAAGUUACUUGUAUAUUCUGUAAACUGCAUCAUAACCUUUUCACAUAUUUGCUGCACAAGGUAGGCUAAUGGGGUUUAUUUGCAAAAGCACCCUUCUGAUUUUUUAAUAUUUUUAAUUUCUCUUAACGGUAAUUAAGUUGUUCCUUAACUCCAUUGAAGUGCACAAGCGCGGCUACAACUUCUUAAACUACAUUUGAGGAGUCAGAAGGUUUGUUUGCAUUUACUUUUUUUUUUUCAAGUCCAACGCUGCUGUCAGCUUGGACGGCACGAGACAAUAAAGUCAGAGCGGCUAUGAGAUCUGUAAUGAGUCGACAUGGCUCUGCAGCGGGCUAAUUGUUAGAAGUCCAACAUUCAAUUAGGAUCCUUGACAUUGCCAAUAAUCUCUCUUUCAUUGGAGUCUCCGCUAAAGGAGCACACUAAUUAAAAGCGUUGCUUGAAAUAAUCGAAGCGUUAAAGAGAAGAGCGACUUUGAUUCCACUCCUGCGUGGACAGAAAAUAGGUGUGUGUGUGUGUGUGUGUGUGUGUGUGUGUGUGUGUG